Helianthus annuus (common sunflower) is the source of this 486-nucleotide messenger RNA. RefSeq lists its product as uncharacterized. The record is from RefSeq and is a predicted model, not a curated record. The coding region runs from base 1 to 486 and encodes 161 amino acids. NCBI's taxonomy places the organism in Eukaryota, Viridiplantae, Streptophyta, Magnoliopsida, Asterales, Asteraceae. The transcript is spliced from 3 exons.
AUGAAUCCCCUUUUUUUCACACAAAGAGAAAGUGCUAGUCGCAAAGUUGGUUUCUCUGGAAUACAAAAGUGUACUGCAGCAAUUAGGCAACUAGCGUAUGGCACAGGGAGUGAUGCGUGGGAUGAAUAUUUAAGGAUGUCGUCUAGAAUGUGUCGUGAUUCUCUUGAAAAUUUAUGUGAAGGUGUUAUCUUUCUGUACGGGAGGCAAUAUUUGAGGAUGCCAACCGCUGCCGACGUUCCACUUUUAUACGAGGCCCAUCAGCGGAUACACGGGUUUCCUGGGAUGUUGCAUGAUGUUGCACCAGAUACUUCAUUCUAUGCAAACGACGUGGAGUAUAAGUACGGGUACUAUCUCACAGACGGUAUUUAUCUGGAGUGGGCGACGUUAGUGAAAACUCUUUUGUGUCCAGAUGACGAAAAAAGAAUGCAUUUAAAGAAAAACAAGAGUCAGCAAGAAAAGAUAUCGAGCGGGCUUUCAGUGUGUUAA